AUGCAAUCAGACGGAGAGUUCAUUAAGUUUCUAGGCGAAGGAGGUUUCGGUUCCGUUAAUCUCGUCAAGUACACCAACAACGACGGCUCCUCCUUUCACGCCGCCGUGAAAAGCUCUUACGCCUAUAACUACGACCAUCUCAACAGAGAAUUUCAGAUUCUCUCCGAACUCAGAGGCUAUCCGAGAAUCGUUCGUUGCUUCGGAGACUCCUUGGAACAAGGUUACAACCCUAGAAGACGCAAAGUCUACAAUUUACUUCUCGAGUACGCAUCAGAAGGUAGUUUAAGCUCUUUCAUGGAUAACUACAUAGACAGGAAACUACCGGAGUCUAUGAUCAGAGACUUCACGGUUAUGAUUCUCCAAGGUUUGGUGAUAAUUCACAGUCACGGUUACGUUCACUGUGAUCUCAAAUCACACAACAUUCUCGUCUUCCCGUCGAGAGGUUCUUGUUCUUGUUCGUACGAGUUAAAGAUUGCAGAUUUUGGACACGCUUUGGAAGUCGGAGACGUUCCCGAUUUCUGGGAGGUCGAUUUUCCGUUUCUUGGAACGCCUUCGUAUAUGUCGCCCGAGUCUCUCCGUGACGGCGUCGCGAGGAAGAGCUUAGAUAUCUGGUCGUUAGGCUGUUUGGUGUUGGAGAUGUUUACGGGUGAGGCUCCAUGGAAUGGGUUUAAAACGAAUGACCUAGUGAAUCGUCUGCUUGAUGGCAAGGCUCCAGAGAUUCCAGAGUCUGUGCCUUGCGAUGCAAGAGAGUUUAUUGAGAUGUGUUUCGCAAGAAACCCUAGAGAGAGAGGUGACGUUUAUAAGUUGUUGUCUCAUAGGUUUCUGGAUCGAGCACAGGAGAGGACAGAGAAGAUUUUUCCCGUCGCUGUCUCUGAAGAGGAGAAGAUAACUUCCGUCGCCGUCGCUGAAGAUACAGGAGAUUGGUUGCUGUUGGAUUUCAAUUUAGUUUCUGUUCAAUAA
Microthlaspi erraticum is the source of this 960-nucleotide messenger RNA. The record is from the annotation of a GenBank genome assembly. Lineage: Eukaryota; Viridiplantae; Streptophyta; Magnoliopsida; Brassicales; Brassicaceae.